UUCGUGUCACACUACACUGCUAAUUCUCACGCACAUCAUCGAUUGGUCAGAUCCAGUUUGGAUGUGGAUCAGAUAAUUAGAGCCUGUGACUGGCAGACAGUGGGACAUCGAUAUGGAGAUUUGCCGAGUAAUACAACACAGACUUCUGGAUCUCGUUACCGUCGUGGAGAUAUAGCUGAUGUUACCGGCUGUCCCGCACCACCGUCCAUAUCCCCACCCCGGAAAGUGUGCCCGAGUUACACUGUACCUCAUAAUCAAGGUCGUCGUUCUGUUCAAGAGAGUCCCACAGAUGACAAUGUAUUAAUUGAUUCAACAUUUCAGACCAAAUCUUCCUCAUUGCCUUUCAGCUCUACUGCUGAAGACCUUUUGCGACAUAAACGAACGAGUAUGGGAAAUUGCCAUUAUAAGCAUGUCCUCUUUGUUAUUGAUGUAUCUGGCAGCAUUGGUGGAUCAAAUUUCAACAAAGUCAUAUCUGCACUGGGACAACUGGUUCCUGUUCUCUGUGACCGCACCAAAGUAGCUGUUAUGACCUUUGACCACGAGUACUUCAUUGAAUUCUGCUUUAAUAAAUAUGACGGCAGCAGUUGUGGACGAGCCCAUGCUACCAAUGCUAUAUGUUCCAUCCCGUACGUACAUGGUACAGGAACUCGGUAUACCCAUACUUCUGGUGCUAUACAGUGUGUUUGUAACGACAUACUUUAUAACUGUGGAAUGGUACAGGGCUGCCAGGAUGUUAGGGUUGUAUUCUUCACUGACGGAGGUGCAAAUGGUCCAGGAGGACCGGAACGUGUGUGUCAGGAAAUGGACUGCCUUAGAUGUGAAGAUGGUAUUGAAACUUAUGCUAUCGGCGUUGGAAACCCUCAAAAUAUAGAAUGUAUGACUAAUACUCCAAACAUGAAUCGCCCCUGGAGUUUCUCAAAUUUUGAAGAAUUUGAAAAUAACUUCCACAUACUUCAGGACAUGCUCCUUUACGACUAUGCUAAUUAUCCAUGUGUGCCUCCAUGAUGGCCCAGUUACGAACAAUGUCAAGAGAGUUAUAUAAGAACUUAUGAACAUGGGACAAAAAUUAUAGUUUGAGUAGCUUUAUAGGUUGUCGUAACAUGCUGUUUGUUAGUGGACUUUAUAUUGCGCACGCAACUAUACUGAUGCUGAUGCUGUA
Molecule: messenger RNA, 1159 nt
Organism: Geodia barretti
Lineage: Eukaryota; Metazoa; Porifera; Demospongiae; Tetractinellida; Geodiidae
Source: the annotation of a GenBank genome assembly